AUGGGUGCCGACGCCGAGAUGGAUCAAGACUGGUCAGAGCUGGCAGACGGCACCGCCUCCCACUACACCCUUCGUCUGUCGAGAGGCUCGGAGUUGCAGAGUGGUGGGCGCACCUACGGCUCGGUCUUCGGUCUCUCAAUGCGACCACUCGGAAGAUCUGCGGAGGAGCACGACGAGCUUCGCACGCUCGUCCACGGUAGCUUCGCCAUGGCCGCCUUGCGAGAGCUCGUCUUCAUGCAGCUCCUGGAGGGAAAGGGCGAGCAUGCCGUACGAGAGUGGCUGCGCGACCUGACCAGCAACGCGCACAUGAAGCCCGGGGAGAUUCACUGGGGCCUAGAGUUCCGUCACAGCAAGGCGGCUACGCUGCGCGUCGGAGCGACGAGUGAGGGCAACGCGAUGCAGUUGGCGCGGCUUUCAAUUCUCUGGGCACGGACGGCGCAAAGGGAGCUCGGAGAUGAUGCCCUCCUAUCUAGAACAAGUGCCUACGCCGUCGCACACGUGAAGGGCCUCAAGCUCGAGUCACUUCGACUCUUCCUCAAGGAUCACGACGUCGAGGCCUUUGAGAUCGCCCCCGGAAUCUUCUCGCGCCAGCAGCUUCUCCGUAGAGCAAGCGCGUUCUGGAUGCAGCAGGGCGACGACUACGUGUGCCACGCAUCGCCCCAGCUGCACGCAGCAACCUUCGUCUUCGCAGAGGCCGGCAUUCGGGAGCACGAGCACGCUGACGAGAGGCGAGCUAGGGCGAUUGUCAAGAGCGACGGGCAGACCGAGGUGGUCAACGCCUCGCCCGGCGCACUCGUGGAGGGGGCAAAGAGCCUACCACGCCGGCUACUGCGCUGCAACCUGUGGGGCGACUGGCCUUUCGAGGACAUCAAGAAGAUCCUCACCUCGCAGCUGCCUCGCGAGGAGGCCGUCGACCAGCUGGCCAAGCUGAUUUCUGGGCUUCAAGCAUGCCACACCCGUCCAGAGGCAACGCCGACCAGCAUCGUGCCUCCGCUCCACGUCGACAUCAACGCCAUCCUCAACGGCAACUGUGCGUCCAUCGACCUGACUCGCCAGUUCGCCGACGACGUGGGGGGAGACGGGACUGUCCUUCGUCACUCUGCCAGCAGCUACACGCUUCUCGAUCGAGCCCACCAGAUUGCCAAGCAGAGCAGGCCCAUGCUAGACAUCCUCGCGUGGGAGGCAGCCGUGGCGUUACAAGCUACUCUUCCGGUGGCCGGGAAAGAGCCUCUCCUCCGCGAUCUCGGUCACCUCCUGGUCGCAUGCCGGCCUGUCUGCGAGGCCUACUGCUCCGCCUCGUCUGGCACCGUUGUACUUGAUUCCUCACUCUUCGCCUUCUCGCGUGGCAUCAACCUCCUGGCCAUGGCACAGAAGACUUGGCGUUGCUUUAGGCCCGCCGACGAGUCUCUGCUAUACGUCGGCAGCAAGCCGAGGUCGAUCAUGGAGGCACAGAUUGGACGGCAGGACGAGAUGGUGGGAGACCUCAUCCGUUUGCUGCAGCAAAAGGAGCUGCUUCCCAUCAGCGACGCCGCAAUCGGCAAGAUUCUCCCACGUCCUCAGCCUUUGAGCGAGAUUCGACAGAGCCUAAUUAAGCACAGCGGGAUGACACAGAUGGAGAAGGAGGGCGUGCGCACCUUUUCCGGCGGCCUUGAUCAUGAGGAAGAGCUCGCAGAGGAGACCUAA
Messenger RNA from Jaminaea rosea, 1683 nucleotides. RefSeq lists its product as hypothetical. Lineage: Eukaryota; Fungi; Basidiomycota; Exobasidiomycetes; Microstromatales. The record is from RefSeq and is a predicted model, not a curated record. Bases 1 to 1683 code for a protein of 560 amino acids. The transcript is spliced from 4 exons.